CGCGAGUGCACGCGGGGCCCCGCGAGGACGUGGAGGAGGAGGGGGGUCCAAAUUUAGCAACGGGGAAGAGGCGAGUGGUAAGCGAUUCGUGCGGCGCGACUUCGAGGCUCUGAGGCGAACAGGGAGCAGUAAUGCGCGAGCUCGGAGGCACGUGAAGCCGCACCGGCGCGCGGCAACUCUCCGCCGGAGGACUCCGCCGGAGGAGGGGAGGAGGGGGCGUGGGGGAGGGAGGGGGAGGGUGCCCCGAUGCGCGUGCCCGCAAUGGGCUGCGCCUCCAGCAAGAAACAGCAGUCGGUGGGGCCCGGCGACGAGGAGGAGGAGGGGGGGGAGACCAACGGAGCGAGCGCCGAGAGGGCGCAGCACAACGGGGACGCGCACAAGAAGGGAGACAAACCCUCGAAGACGGACGUGGAAGGGCCGAAGAAAAAGGCCGCCGGCGCCGAUGGGAUCGGUGCUCUCAGCACCAUGCAGAACCACCUCGCCGCCAGGCCCGAUGCCAACGACCGAUUUGCGGGGAUUGCCGGGGAUGCGGCGGCCGGGAAGCUGGGAGUCGGGAGGCAGAUCGUGAGAGAUGGUCUUCAAGUGAGCGGAGGAGCGCGAGCCAACCUGCACCUGUCGGAAAGUCAAAUUGAGUUCUUCCGCAUGUUGGAUGAGAAGAUAGAGCGGGGGCGCGACUACUGCUCUGACGACGAGGACGUGACAUAGGCGAGGACC
Molecule: messenger RNA, 714 nt
Organism: Lethenteron reissneri (Far Eastern brook lamprey)
Lineage: Eukaryota; Metazoa; Chordata; Hyperoartia; Petromyzontiformes; Petromyzontidae
Source: RefSeq, a predicted model, not a curated record